CCGGCGGGGGCUGAGAGCGCUUUGCGUUUGGAGAACGAACCGGGGGAGACGACGACAACGACGAAGCUGCCGCUCUCCUUGCGCCCUACCGUGCGCGCAUGUGUGCGUGUGCGCGCCCAUCUCCCCCCCGCCUGGCAAAAGUUUGCCUCGGCGACCGGGGGGCUCCCGGGCCGCCCCCCCCGCAGCUUUGGGGCGCGGCGACAGCGGCGCGGCGGCAGCGCGGCGGCAGCGCGGGACCUGCGCGCCUCGCCAUGCCGGGGCUGCUGCUGCUGCUGCUGCUGCCGCCGCUGCUGUCGCUGCCGCCCGCGGCGGCGGCGGGGGGCGAAGGCAAAGCGCGGAGCUGCGGCGAGGUGCGGCAGGCGUACAGCGCCAAGGGCUUCAGCCUGGCCAGCGUGCCCUACCAGGAGAUCGCAGGGGAACAUUUGAGAAUCUGCCCUCAGGAAUAUACAUGUUGUACCUCAGAAAUGGAGGACAAGUUAAGCCAACAGAGCAAACUGGAGUUUGAAAACUUGGUGGAAGAGACAAGUCACUUUGUACGCACCACUUUUGUGUCCCGGCACAAGAAGUUUGACGAAUUUUUCCGAGAGCUUUUGGAGAAUGCAGAAAGAUCCUUAAACGACAUGUUUGUCCGGACAUAUGGUAUGCUGUACAUGCAAAACUCAGAGGUGUUCCAGGACCUCUUCACGGAGCUGAAGCGGUAUUACACAGGAGGCAACGUGAACUUGGAGGAAAUGCUGAAUGAUUUCUGGGCUCGGCUGCUGGAGCGGAUGUUCCAGCUCAUAAACCCCCAGUACCAUUUCACUGAGGACUACUUGGAAUGUGUAAGCAAGUACACGGAUCAGCUGAAGCCAUUUGGAGAUGUACCCAGGAAGCUGAAGGUUCAAGUGACUAGAGCGUUCAUUGCUGCACGGACCUUUGUUCAGGGGCUGACAGUAGGCAGAGAGGUUGCAAACAGAGUAUCAAAGGUCAGUCCCACCCCUGGGUGCAUCCGGGCGUUAAUGAAGAUGUUGUACUGCCCUUACUGCAGAGGACUUCCCACUGUGAAACCUUGCAACAACUAUUGCCUCAAUGUAAUGAAGGGCUGCCUAGCAAAUCAGGCUGAUUUGGAUACUGAGUGGAAUCUGUUCAUAGAUGCUAUGCUUCUGGUAGCGGAGAGAUUAGAGGGACCAUUCAACAUUGAAUCAGUCAUGGAUCCUAUUGAUGUCAAGAUUUCUGAAGCCAUCAUGAACAUGCAAGAAAACAGCAUGCAGGUGUCGGCAAAGGUUUUCCAAGGAUGUGGCCAACCUAAACCAGCACCUGCCCUGAGAUCUUCCCGUUCUGUCCCUGAAAACUUCAAUACUCGGUUUAGACCAUACAACCCAGAGGAGCGACCUACAACUGCUGCUGGCACAAGUUUGGAUAGGCUGAGGACUAUCUGGAGGACAAUGCAACAUGGUGUAACAGACAUUAAAGAAAAGCUAAAGCUCUCUAAAAAGUUCUGGUCAACAUUACCCUACACAAUCUGCAAGGAUGAGCAAGUGACAGCUGGUCCAUCAAUCGAGGAGGACUGCUGGAACGGCCACACCAAGGCAAGAUACUUGCCUGAGAUUAUGAACGAUGGCUUGACCAACCAGAUCAACAAUCCGGAAGUAGAUGUGGACAUCACAAGGCCAGACACUUUCAUUCGACAACAAAUCAUGGCCUUGCGUGUCAUGACGAACAAACUGAAGAAUGCGUACAAUGGAAAUGAUGUCAACUUCCAGGACACAAGUGACGAAACCAGUGGCUCGGGCAGCGGAAGCGGCUGUACAGAUGACAUCUGUCCCACUGAGUUCGAUUUUGUCACAACUGAAGCACCAUCAGUCGACUCCGACAGGAGGGAGGUGGAGGCUUCAGCCACGCAGCCUGGCUGGUCACUGCAGACGUUGCUUAUUAUCUUCAUUAGUUUUGUACUGCAGAGACAGUGGAGAUAAUCCUGGAUCUGGUCAGAGAAACUGUCUUUUAGCUACAGAAACAGCCAACUUUCAUCUUUUCUUAUACUCUUGGACUAUGGACCAUGCCACAAACACUUGCAGUUUUCUACAAGAAGAGAGCAGUACGGCAAUCUGCCUCCCUUUUUUGUUUUUCCAAAGAGUACCAGACACCAGACCGAACUGCUUCCUGCUUUUUUCAGAUAUCUCUGAUGACAGUAUCCACUCUUGAGAGAAUUCUUUCUCAAACCUUUAUUACAGGAGACUUUCUGAGCUUCAUUUCCUUUUAUGCUGCAAAUGUAAAAAAGGAUCUUACUGUGUGUGGUUUUCCCUAACAAGAAAAAAAGGAGGGGGGAAGAAACUAAGAAAACAGUUUUCUUUCUGAAUCAGGCCUGACUCUAGGCUGCUGCAUUUCAACAGAAUAUCAAGGAAACAAAAACAGUCAAGAAAGGAAUAAAAAAAGCAACUAUUCUUCACUGACAGCCAGGUUUCCUUUAGGAACUUCUGUAAGAUGAUUCAGGUCAUCAAAAUAAUCAAUGCUAUAGGGAGGAAGUCUGGAUUUUUUUCCAACACAAAAGUAUGUCUCAACAGUGAAUGUCUUGCACUCCAUCUGCCAACCACAUCAGAUUGGUAUGAAGGUAGAAAAGCUGAAAAAUAAGCUUAUCUUUUAGUAUAAUAGUAACUCCACUAGCUUCAGAAUAUCAUGUUACAGUUGGUUAGGAUUUCAGUCUUUAUGCCCAGUAAAAAAUUGAGUAGUAGCAUGAUCUCACCUAGCUUCUUUUAGUAUUUAUCCAUGUUAUGCAAUUGGCACAGAUUUCCACUUAGCUCACCAUCAGCCAUGGUGGUAAUGCUAAACAACGCUUCCGACAAAUCUCCCGUCAAGGGUUUGGACAGAAAAUAAUCUCUUGUGAUAUAAUCUCUUUCCUUUUGUCAUUGUUCUGACAUCAAUUAGGACUUUCUGCUACCAUGUUCAUUAUCCUACCAAGAUGAUAAUUCUCUAAUGGACUAACAACAAUUGGAUCAAUAAUGUGUUCCACACCUAACUACAUCUUUUGUGUCAGUUAAUUUCAAUAUCACAAGGAUUUCUUCUGCAAAAUUUCAGAACAAACCAAUAUAUAGUACUGACAUGGAGAUUUCUUUCACUUUUUUAGUCUUAGUAUGAUCAUCUAUUUUUAUAUAUAUAAAAAUAUAUAAAUCACAGAUUUUAACUUCUUAAUUACAAGCUCAGGGUUGACACUUCUUUGUAAGAAAAAAAAUCUUUGGUCAACCAGCUCUUCUUUUUUUGUGCUGCUCUGAAAAGUAACCCUUUAAUGACUGGUGAGCACAAAAAUCAAAGAGACUUUUUUUACAUAUACAGUUGUCCGUUUCUUAACAUGUUUGUAGGGUGGGAGAGAAAAAGGUCUCUUGUAUGCAUUUGUGGGGAGCAUAUGAGUUUGUGUGAUAGGCCUCGAGAAGGACAUGGAUGUUAUUUGUGAUGGCAAUUUUGCUCUCAGAUUCUUCAAGGAUACAUUGCUUUAAUAAUCAUUGCCUAAAUGACCAUUGUCCUAGAGAGACAACUGUGCAUCUGGUUGUAAGAUUGGAGGUGGAAGCUGUUUAAGUCCUGGACAAAUGAGUGUCAACAAUUAGACAUCAAAACCUUCCCUUUUCCAUCAACCACAGACAAAGGGCUUCUGUGACAAUUCUGCAUGGUGUUGAAAUGAUUUGCCAGAAAUUAAUUUCCUAAUUCUUACAGAGACUCUGGAAAUGGUAUAGACAGAUUACGGAAACAGCAUAAAACCAUCCAACCAUAUUAUGAUCUAGUAGCAGAGCAGGUAGACCAUAUCCAUUGCAAUCUCUUUUUCUUGUCAAAUUAUAAUUAGCUAUUGAUUUAGGCAUGAAAUUAAAGUAGAAAACACACAGCACAUUAGGAUAUGGUAUACUUAAGCACUUUUACCAAAAAGUAUUUACAAACUAUCUAUAUAGUAUAUCUAAUAAAAGAAUGCAUAUGUUUUGAGCCACUUGUAUGCCAUUCUUUUUUUCCCAUUUGUUUGUUUACUUCAAAGUAUGAUGAUCUGUUCUUCUUGAUCCAGCUUAGUGUGCAGGACUUGCUGGCUAGGUGUUCAAAUCACGCACGUCUUACAUCAGCUGUAGCAGUGCUUCCUGCUGCUCCAAUGGUUCACUCGAUAGCAGAUCUCAUGAUUCAGCAUUCAAUGCCUUCAGAAAGUUAAAGAGCAGAGUUCAAGCCAAUCUUUACAAACUUUUUCAUUGGCCCUGAAAGAGCAGGUACCAAGCAGAAAAUAUUUUCUUUGAUUUUUUUCCUAAACUUGCAUACACAGCUUUCUACAAGAAGACACCUUUAAAGCUCUCCCUGUAAAUCUCUUUCUAUGUUUUUUCUUCCUCUCAGCAACCUUGCUUCAGGGCAAGUUGAGCGUCAUUUUAAUUUUUCCUACUGUGUGAUUAUUCGGUGGUAAUUGAUACUAUUUCCAUCUGAUCAUUCUGGAUCUGGAAGCUUAUUGACAGGUAACAAAGUCCUCUGAGGCAGAUCCACUGUUCUACCAACUCCGCACUGCCGCCUAAGGAGGUGAUGGACUCCUAAGGCCUUUCUGUUAGCUUUGGCCCACAUUUUGGUAAUUUGAUGACUGUUUUCAGCUGGUGCAGCCAAACUGGGUGUCCAAGGUGCUCUCAGCUGCUUUUAGACCUCCAGGGACUUAUGUGGGUAAGGACUAAGAGGAACGUUCAAGAACUAGGGGAUUUGCUAAAGGCUGUUCUCACUUGGGUUGUUCACAGGAGGGGCCCUGCUCUGCUUGGACUAGAUUUUGCAAACUGCCAAUGAAACAACAAACCAGACAAAUCAUUGCCAAAAUGUGAUUGUCUUGUGCGAGUUCUCCUAGAAAUUUAUGUCUUCCAUAUUAUUUCUCCUCUUGUUUUCCUACUAUGCAUGGUAAUAUCUUAUCAGGAGAUGGCGAUGACUUUGUGUGAGGUAUUAGGCAUACAUUUCUUUAAUAGUCCCUAAAGAUUGAACAUUCUUCAUACAUUGCAUUUUUUUUUCUGAUAUUAAGAGAGCUAUUAAAUCUACAGAGCAAAUGAAAUUGGGAAUGAAGGAAAGAAAAAAAAGAGCAUUCAUGUUCAUAAGUGUGAAAAUCUACAUAAUUUCCAGUGCUUCUAUUUUUAUAUCUAUAACAUCCACUAACUCUCCUUCUAAGGUAAUUUUUUGAUGUGCCAUUAUUUAAAUAUGUGUCUUCUGUUAGCAGCUGGUAAAGUAAGAAAUGAAAAAGAAGGCAAAUACCUGUUGAAGAAAGAGGACCUAAAUCCUAAGGAAAAAAUACUCUGAUUGUAUGAACUCUUUAUGCUCCGCAAUCCAGAAGUUCUUUCCAUUUUAUGUCCUUCUACAGUGGAAGCCCUUGAAAAAUUAGAUUUAAUGAGUAACACAACCAGUGCUGUAGAUCCCUGUGAGGUUUUCCACUUUAGUAUUAAUUGCAUUGAUUUUACAUUGUCCCCAAAUUUUUAGCAUUCACUGUACUGCAGAUUUUUCUGCUGAUGAUUUCUACUUACACUACUAUAACUGCAGUGCAGACUACCUGAAUUCUGACUAAACUUAGGCCUUUCCAAAAAGACAGUCAGAAAGGAUUGAAAGAAGAGAGUCAAGAUUUCCUGCUAAAGAGGGAGAACAGAGGAACCUGUAGCUCAGAGGUCUGGUAAAGGCUGAUCUAUCCCAUUUCCCUAGGAGUUCUGCCCAUGGAAAGCUCUCAUAAUCAGAGUCUCACUUAUAAAAAUUAUCCCAAUUCUGCAUUUUUUUAGGAAGGUUGAUUCCCACAGCUGUGUGAACCAGUUUGAGUUGUUUCCAUGCAAAAUGGCUGUGAGCUAGAGGUGUGCUUGGGAGGUGGACUGUGCACGCAGUGUCUCAGCAGGCAGCAGUUGCCUUCAGUUUAUUAAUCAACUCUGAAUCAUUAUCAAAUGUAACUAUACUUAUUCACUGAGGUUAUUUUAUUACUUCAACAUGAAAAAUAAAUUACAGCACCAAUGCAAGUUAUGGAUUUUGGUUUUAAUUUACUUCCAAAGAUAAUCCAUUGAAACUGAGUACAGAAAAUUUUUUAACUAUCCUGCAGAGAAAAUCAGAUUUCUGCAAAUUUCAUUAUGGAAACAAAUAUCUGAACAAACUUCAGGUAUUAAGAAAAAUUCCACAUUUCAAAGACUACAAAGUUAUAUUUACUAUAUCACCCCAGAAAUUUUCAAACCUGCUGGAUGAGAAUGAAUAGAGUUAACAAGUGGAACAUCACACAGAACUGCAAAACCCCUAAUUUCAAAGGGAAAUUCAGCAGUCAAAGGCUAACACUUAACUGUGGGGCUGAGAACAUGUUCUCAAAAAAGAAUGCAUACUUCCAAGACAAUUACAGCAGGUAAUGCACAGAACAGGACAAUGUUUCCAUUAUAGCUAUUCACAUGGACUGUGAGGAUCACAUUAACACGUGUGAUUAUGACCCUUUGUUGAUGAAAAAAUGAUAAAGGUCAGAGUACCAUCAUAAUAGGGAACAUGAAAGAUAAACAAUAUAUUAGCCAUUUUCUCAUGUGUUAAAAAGCAUAGGAAAUCUAAUGGAGAACCAAGAACUUUGAAACUGACUCUUAAAUCAAACUUAUAACAUGAGGCAAGAGGUCCAAGGUCUCAGAUUAAUUCAGUCAGAACAUUUUCCAAGAGUCUAACCUAUUCAAAUCUGCUGACCAAUACAAUCACUUGAGACUAAUUUGCCGAUGUAACAACAUGUUCACUUACAGUACUCACUGCCUUUUCUAAAACUGACUACAUAGUUCGCAAUUCUUAUUGUGCAUCACUUGUGGUUGUAUAACAAACUUGUGCACUGCACCUGUGAGAAAUCUUGUCCCCGUAACAAAGCAAAUGACAUCUUUGUCAUUAACCAAGAUUUUGACUACAAGCAGGGAGAAAAAAAGUAAGUCCUUUUUUCUGGAAGUGGUUCAUAUUUUAUUUGGUUUUGAUUCUUACUAAAAUACCAACAAUUGUCCACAAAAGAGGUGACUUUGCCAUCCGCACCAGUAAGAUUCAAAUUUUACUCCAAAGCAGUCGCAGUACGUCUACACAGCUUCCCCACUGCUGAGGUCUCUGGUCUGUUUGAAAGCUGAAGAAAGUCACAGAGGUUUGUCCAUAGUUUAAAGUCAACACAGUUAAAUCAAACUGUUUCAAGAAAAUUAGUCAGUAUUUCAGUCAGCUCUCGUUUCACCUUUAUUUUUAGUUAUGUAGCAUUGUACUUAACAGUGUAACAUGCAUGAAAGGCUGUUGUCUCAUGGCACACCGGAUAAAAAAUUAUUAUAGCUUUUUCUCCUUUAUUCUGACACCAGGAAAUCUGUGAGGCUUGAGACUUUAAGCACUAGGCAGCAUCCAGUGGUGUAGUUUGUUUAUUAAAGUAAGAAGAGUUGCAUUAGCAAAAGAAGUUGUCUUUUUUCUUGAGAGGGACUAGGGAAAUGGAGUAUCCCUGUUCAUCAUCAGCAAAAAAAAGAGGCACAGAAUGGUAACUAUUUAUCUUAGAUAUUGUGAAGUACCAUCUGUCAGUAUCUCUGAAGACCCUUUAAAGACAAAUUUCCAGGGAAGACAAAUAACUUCCUCUAAAAUAGAAAUCAAUAUUAUUUUCUUCCUUGAAGAAAAUACAAAGUACGUGGCUUUCACUUCCAAGUGUAGAGUAAAUUGGAAAGAAAUCUACCUUCUGCAGAAUGAAAGGCUAGCCAUUCAGACAGUUCUGUUGCUUUCGGCUCCUAGAGAUGCUUUUAUACCUCUCCAGGGUUCUGCUGAUCUCCCACACAGAUUACCUGAAGUAAGGAUCUUCCUGGGCAUGCAGGUUCUCCCUGCCAGUGGAGGAGAUUGUUCUUCCAAGAUAGUAGAGAGAUAACUGAGUAGUGAGUGAGGGGAGUAGUGAUUUCACAGUGAGACCUAGCAGAUCUGUGACCAUGGGGAUUAACAAUAAAGGUGACUGCAAAUCACACGAGGGACAGUUCCUCACAACUGUCCAGCUCUUGCUUUCAACCUAUUGUCAGUGAAGUUUCUUUGUAGUCUGAUUAUAAUCAUCUACUUGUCCAAAGGCCCAAAUACUGCUUCCAGAGACAGUGAUAUUUCUGUAGUUUGCUGCAAGCUUUCUUUCUCUCUUAGUUCCAGGUACACUGGCUAAUUCUAUAUCUUUCAGUGUCUGAGGGAAAACCUGCUACCUAAAAGAAGUCUUUGUGUGAGUAGUCCUUUCUUCCUAAAAAUAUGCGUUAUUUAUUUAGGCACGACAGUCUUUCACAUCUCUCACAGAAGUGAUUUAAUUCCACUAAGCAUCCUGUGAAUUUUCUUCCCAGAUCUGAAGAGGUCACACAUGGAGGCUUUGGAGAAACCUAAACUCCAGUUACCCAUCCAAGGUUUCACAGAGGUCUCUGACAUUCUACUGAAUACCUCAAACACCAUGUUACAAGUGGGCUGUACUCUUUCUUCCCCUUCCUCUCCUCACUUCUUACCUCUAAGUAUCAUCCUAAGCCUGAAAAGUCUUCUGAAAUUAAAAUUUCAUCAAUGCUAAUGCAUUCUUUUUUGUCAAAUCUGUGCUUACUAAUGAUAAACAUUUCUAACUAAAUUUUCUUGUCUGGCUCUCUUCUUGUCUGCUGCAUGUCCUGUCUGUCUCUGAAUCACCGAUGUCCAAUUAUGACCAUUUUCUUCUCCAGGCUGAGCUGUCUUUUCGGUCAUUUUUAGCUCACUGCAUCUACUGUCUCCCUUCUCUCUAUCUUUGUGCCUUUGGUAGCACUUAAUGCUUCUCUUCGCAGAUAAAGGUUGAAGCAACAAAGACAUUUUGUUCACUUAUUUAAUGGUUUUCUCUAGGUUUUAGCAAACUCCACCUUUAGCUUUUAUUCCCUGUUCUAAACAUGUUCUGCAGGUGUACGUUCUUGACCAUCCGACAAAAACCCUGAUGACUCUUUUUCCAACCUAGUGUAUUAUUAGAGCUUAUAGACUACGUUUUGGUUUAUUCAUUCAGCUGCAGUAAAAUUGUUUCUUCCUUGUAACUAUAGAAUAUAAAUUGCGUUUUGUAUCCUCUGCUGCACUGAUGAGCCAGCAAGGCCAACAGCAAAAAAAAAUGUGGCUUUUCUAUAGCAAGAUUAACUGAACAAGUAACAAUACCAGGUAACAUUUCACUUCAGUUCUGAAACUGAUUGGUUUGAGGUUUGGUGCUGGAUAUUUUCUUUCCUUUUAUUUUAGUUUAACAUUCUGGGCUUCAUUCAAGUUAUUUUUACACGGGUUAUGUGUAUAUUAGAUUAUAUGCAUGUAACAUAAUUACAGAUGCACUGUUUCAGUCCUUAAAUAAGGCAGACUUAUUUUGAGUAGUCAGUCAAUGUCAGUCUGCUUCUAAGAGCUACGGAGUAGUAAUAAUUCUUAAAAGUCUGCCCAAAGAAAAGUUGGAGGAGUUCAGAUUUCAGCUUUAUGUCAUUAGUUGAGUUUGAGGCUGCAGGAAUAUUUUGUAAAUAAUUUGUGAAUAUGUGCAUGUACUCGAGGGAGGAGAAAGGGACCACUUGCAUCUCCAAAAUAUUCUGAAGCUUCUUUUCAACUUCUACCUGAUCUGAACACAAAUUUACCAAUGGAGGAUUUGCAUUCAGAUGUUCAGGGAUGUAAAACUACAUAAAUUUAUGGACAUUUACAUACUGGGUUGUCCUAGGCUACUUUGGAUUUUUGAUGAGCAGUAUCAUUUUAUUUCCACUAGCAAUUUUGUUACAUUUAACAAAUUCAAAGAAAGAGUGUUAUUUAAGUAGGUCAGAUGUCUUGAUUUGGGUAUCAAUUGACAUUUAUACUUGCUUGUUAAGCUUUUACGGCUCUAAAUGUAUGAAAAUUGCUUGAAAGCAUGCAGAUUGUUAUCUCCAGUUUUGAUGCUGUAUUUCUAGAUUAGUAUUUGACAUAGUUAAACGUGAAUUGAUGGAGGUGAUAUUUGAAUGCAAGUGAAGUUUAGAAGAAGAUUGGGUUUAGACAGAAUUAGGGUUGAGUUGAAAAAAAUCUCAUUAAACACUAAACUUGCUUUUCUAUGGAUCCAAUUUUAACAAUUCAGCCUAAUUUGACACAAGAAAAAAAAAACUAUAUAUACUGUUUCUAGAUUAUACCUGAAACUAUAUGGCACAGCUGCAGCUUUGGUAAAGUCCCAAUCAAAACUGAAGUAAAAAAAAAAAUCCCGUGUUCUCCCGUCACCAAAUGCCGCUUACAGAGAUGCAGUAUUUAGUAGCAUAUGGCAGCGUAUAUAUAUAAAUAUAGCAGUGUAGCAAGAGAGAGCUUGAACUUUUAAGGAAAAGAUUCUUUAUGGCUUUGUAACUUCAGAGAAGUAAUGUAUUAUGGGCAGAAAGAGAAAAAUUUAUGGAACGGUUUUGAUACAUUUGUGAAAUAGGUUUCACAGAGCCCAGUACCUUUUGUGUAAAAUGCCUUAAAUUAACUUUCUGUAGGGCUAAUGCAAUCGAAAAUUUUUCUGUACAUAGCCUUUUAUAAUAAUUACUUCGGAUGCAAACCUAGGCUUUUCUUUCCACCACAAUCAUAUGCAGCCUUAUGAUUACUAAUGACAAUAGACAGACUAUGAGAGCUCUGCUCUAUUAGCUGUAAAUGCACUUUUAGUUCACUUGUAGACUUAGAGCUUGAAAGCAAGAAGCAGUGACAAUGCCAAGAGCACUGAGACCUUCCUGAUGGUCAAUCCCUACAUUCUCUCAGGCUUGCAAUCCUUUCCCACUGGCUCCUUUUCCUCUCACCUCAUCCAUCUUCAUGAAAACCAGCUGUGUCUUAGGGCUUAGAGUCAUCCCACCAGGAGCACAUUGCUCAGCAGGGUUGUCUUUCUAGAUCUCUGCAUUUAGUCAAAAGACAUGAGCAUGUCUGUAUCUAGGAAGAGGCUUACCUUUCUUCCCUACACAGAUAGCCAGGGACGACAAGGCCUGUCAUGAAGGCACUUCAUUUGAGUGCCUGAAGGUAGAUGCCACUGGUGAGAUGGGAGGGAUCCAGGCUUUGCCCAGACUUUGUCUUGUCCUUCUCCUUGUUGGCACAAUUGUGUCUUUUCUUCAUGCCAGUGCUGGAGUGCGGAGCUUGGAGAGGGAUCCCAUCUUCAGAAGUCAUAGUAUAAUGUAAUGACUUUGUUGCUGGGCCAAACCAGGCCUGUUUUAACUAGAUGUACAACCAACAUGCAUUCCUUGUUCUGGAUACUGCCCAAUGCUGUUAUGUUUAUAUUCUUCCUUAUAAGACAUUUGAACCUGUCAACUGCCCUAGCUACAAACACACAAUACAGCUGCCUUCAGUGUGCAGAUGCACAAAGGAUGGAGCUCAAAUACGUCUCUCCUGAAAGCCCAAAUGCCUUUGCAAGCCUGGUGAAAGCAUUGUGCAGGGCUCGAGCCAGAUCAGAGAGUUAGCGAGGACGAAGGUGUACAUCACCAAAGGGUGGAAAGCAGAUAAAUACAGUGCCUCAAGAAUGAGAACUGCAAUAAAGAUACCUUUCAGGUAUAAUCAUUAACGCACUUAGUGAUUCAUCAGUCUCAACCCUUACUGCAUCAAUGAAAGGAAAAUACGCAUCUUCUAAGAGGUCGGUAGAGAAAGCAAAGUCAAUAUACACAGGUUAAUGCUAACAAACCACUAACACACCUCUUGCAAAAUACCUGAUCGUCAUAGACAGAAAAUAACUUUUUCAAAUCUGAAAGUAAUUAAGUGCAGCUUCCUCUGCAUCCCCACCAUCUCUUGGGACUCCAUAGUGAGGAAAACCUUUUUCUUUCCCCAACUUACUUUUUGGGGGUUGGUACUUGAAAUGCUGCAGAAACAAAAAGCCCUAGCUGUAAAGCACCCACUUUUCCUCUUUGUUCUCCUUUUUGUAUUUCUGAGAAUGACACGCUUACAUAGUGUGUGUGAGCGUGCAUCUCUCUCCCUGUAUAUAUAUUUAUUUACACAUAGACACACACACACAUAUAUGUCUAUAAACAGUCACAAGCUUGUAAAUUUCAGGUGCAUGUGCUAUAAAAGAGUAUUGGAAGAAUUCCAUUUACCGCAACCCUUGACAGAGACCUAACAAGGAGAGUCCCAGGCAGGGUCUUCUGCUUUAGAGAUGUUUAUAGCUUGUGUCUACAAAUGUUGUUGCAGUUUUCUGAAAAAGCUAUGGAAGAGAGUGAGUUUGCAAAUAUUAUUUGGCAACAUCUGCUGCUACUAGUAAGGAAAAUGUAUACAAAAGACAAAUAUCCAGAUAAAAUCAGCAGCUUCAGUGGUAUCCUAUUCACAGUAUUCCAGGGCUUUACUGUAAGGAAUUUCAUUAUUUCUUGUUUUAUUUGAACGUGAAAAAAAACUCGUAAAAGUUCACUGAGCUUUUCAGAAUCCCUACCUCCUUCCUUUCAGGCUACAAUAACUGUUAAAUGAUGACUUUUCUAUAUUUAUGAAAAUAUGUUCUUCGAGAAUGAAUUGGGUAAAAUAUUGAUGAUCAGAACUGUCAUCCUAUUUGGUGGGUUUUUUUAAGAAAAAUAUUCAUCAUUCACAGAAAGUGGCUCUGAACUUCUAAUGUUAUCAUCUGGCAUGACCCCCCUUAACUGAAUUACAGAUUUAUAAUCAUACUGCCACUGUCCAUCACACGAGAAUGACAUGACACAACAAUACCCAAUGGACUACCCCCACUGCCACUAGGUCUUUUUCAUCACAUCUUUCCUUUCCACAUACUUUCUUCCACAAAGUUUAGAUUAGUAGAAGUUUAGUAGAAAUGCAUUCAUAUUUCCCUGUGGAUAGAAAGAAGAAUGUUUGACAUUUUCAAGACAAUCAUCUCAGAUGGUACUGUUUAGCCCACUGCUUUUCCAUUUCCCCUGAAGUCUUAUACUAAGUCCAGCGCACAACAUUUAAUGUGUUUUUCACAAACCAGUGAUCAGUAAUGUAAAUAUCAUUUCUUCCCUCAAGACUUAUAAUGAAUUCUGUGUUUCUUAAGCUUGUUUCUUUCACAAUUUGUCAUGUCAAGGAUGUUAAAAAUGAUAUUUGGAAAUGACAGAGCAGUUUAACCAUAAACUGCUCUGUUCCUGUCCAUUAGUAAGAGAAGGUUGACUGCAGGUAUAUUUUGUUGGAAGGGUUGUAUUAACAGUCAUUUACACACACAUAGAUAUAUAUAUAUAUUUGUAGUCCUGCGCCUGCUUCUUUCAUGUAUCUUUAAAAUUACUACCAGAUAAUGAAUGACUUCUUGUUAAACUCAUUUUUCGUAAUGCAUCUUCCUAAAAUAUAGGCAUUAGAAGACCUUGCUGCUCAGCCAAGGCAAUUUUGCCUGGUGCAAUAUUAUGUUACUAGACAAAGGCAUUUGAAAAAGGCCAUAUAUUUUAUUUUCUAAAUCAAUACUUUCUUUUGCUGCCUACUGAAAAAUCCUUCUUUAGUGCUUACAACACAUUUGAGAGUUAGAAUAGGACUGUAAUAUUCAGUAACAGACUGAGCCAAUAAAUAGCAUUGUUAAAGAUUAAUUUUAUUUGCCUUGCCUUUUGCCUGCAAAUGUUAUCCACAUAAUGCUUUUCAUGUACCUUGUUAGUUUCCCUGCACCAUAGUAUACAUAUAUUAAUGAACAUGUAUUUUCAUUGACAACAGUGUAAGACAGCUUAUUUUUCUCAUAGUGUUAUUCUACUCUUUAUUCAUGUGCAUAUUUUAAAUUUGCAAUGGCUUGUUGGAAAGUCUAAUUGAUUGUCACUGAUUACUAGCCAAAGUGUUGCUUUUGCUGAGAAACCAUUACAUAAAAUUCUGAUGGUUACAUGGAAGUUUAAUUCUGAUUAUUAGAUCUUUAGGAUAUUCUUUUUAAAAUAACAGCAAACUCUUUACCGGUGAAUCUCCACAAAAACACUGUGUUAAAAAUGUUAGAAAAAAAGUUUUUGCGGUUGUCUUUAUAAUGAGAAAUAAAAAUACUUUUUUCAGUUAAACAGAAGAUGUAUUGACCUUUAUAUUAAUCUUGCCAUAAUUGUACUGGCAAAGCAUUAGAAUAUAGACUCCACAACUGACUAGCUCUCUAUGCAGAGAGAGCAAUAUGUCAGCUAAAAAAAAGAUCGUAUUGCUUGUCAGGAAAGUCUUAGUGAUACAACACACAAAGUCGUAUGCAGACCAUCUACUACAGGUAUCCAGUUGCAGCAGCUACUGUGAUGUGCAAAAUCAAGAAAACAUGAGGAAGUCAAACUAUCUGCCACCCAAUGCCAUGAGCUCUCAACUGUGUACAUUAUCAACAGACAGAAAUAGGGAAACAUAUUCUCUCCACCUGUUGUAGGUAUGCAUACGAUAUGUUGCUCCUACUUCUCUCCAUUGACAAUACAGAGGAUCCUUGGUCUGGCAUCACAGUAUAAUAGGCUGUGUGAGUGGUUCAUAACCAUCUUUGGCUUAGAAACCAUUAUGGAUAUGCACAGUGCCAUAGUAGGUGGUUUGCACACAAUCCAUUAAUCCAGCUAUUAAAAAUAAGUGGCCAGAAGUAAUAAUUUUUAUUGAGGUAACUAUUCCCAAGGUGUAUGGAUAAGGACUCCCCAGUGUAACUUCUCCUCUCAAUCCAAAGUUUAAAAGUGUUACAGCAAUCUGGACAAUGUAAUUUACACUGUGUGAGGACUAUGCAAUGGAGGAUCAGAAACGCCUUCCCCCGCCUCUCUGGCCCUCCUUCCACUGAAGCUAGUGAGAGUUUGCCAUCAGCUCCGGUACCAAGAGAAGUAUAUCUAGCAGGUUUGAUACUAAACAUUUGAAUUUGCGCUAUUAUCAUCAGUGUCUAUCUCUCAAACAACAGUGAGGACACUUCAUUAGUUCAUAAUUACAACAGUAAAAAAGUGUGGGACGAUCUUUUACACUGUUGCUUAAUAUUCAGUACUGUAUGUAUAUAUAUAUAUUUGACACCUCAGUGAAGACUUUGACAUGCCUUAUUCAUUCUAGUUAUUUUUACAGUAUUGGUUUUGUUAGAUUGCUUUACCACAUACAAAAUAAAACUAUAACUGCUCUGACUUAAAAUUGUCCACUUCAUUUUUAUCCAAGAUGUUUUAAACAAAUCUAAAUCAUGUUCACGAGUUCUUCUCAUUGUCAUCACCCUUCACUCAUGCCAUGAAGGCAAUGUAUAUUGAUGGUUUGAAAACAGGGAUUUGAUAUUCUCUGAUAGACUACAAUAAAUACCUGAAGUAAGUACCUGCCUCGUGUUUUGUGGUUUCUCGGCUGCAAAAUGAAAAGUGCUCUCUGCCGGCCAGCAACGUUAAUCCCAUGAUUGUCAGCUACUGGAGAAUCAUAAGGUAAG
Cuculus canorus (common cuckoo) is the source of this 15160-nucleotide messenger RNA. It is a transcript of the gene GPC6, whose product is annotated as glypican 6. The record is from RefSeq and is a predicted model, not a curated record. Gene Ontology annotation, biological process: cell migration; regulation of protein localization to membrane; regulation of signal transduction. The transcript has 10 exons. Lineage: Eukaryota; Metazoa; Chordata; Aves; Cuculiformes; Cuculidae. The coding region runs from base 99 to 1952 and encodes 617 amino acids. Gene Ontology annotation, cellular component: cell surface; synapse; extracellular region.